Molecule: messenger RNA, 3312 nt
Organism: Oncorhynchus masou masou (cherry salmon)
Lineage: Eukaryota; Metazoa; Chordata; Actinopteri; Salmoniformes; Salmonidae
Product: caspase recruitment domain-containing protein 19-like
Exons: 6
Coding region: 29-625 (198 amino acids)
Cellular component (GO): mitochondrion
Source: RefSeq, a predicted model, not a curated record
AGCCACUCCCUGCAGUGCUGUCGUGAUAAUGGUCUCGAAGAGGGAGGGGCCACUCAAAGGAAAGAAGGGACUCCACACAAUGGGAGACAGUUUCCAUGACCAGCUAUUGGAGGACAGUCGGUUCCUCAGGACAGACCGUCGACUGGACACAGAACUAGUGGAUAAGCUCAUCCUGCAGCUCAACAGGAUCUACCCACAGAUCCUCACAGACAAGGAGGCCACCAAAUUUAGGGACCUUGAUGUGCCCACCUGCGUCCGACUGGCCGAGCUCCUGGCUCACCUGCAGGGGAAAGGUGAAGAGGCCUGCCGGGAGUUCUACCGGGCGCUUCACCUGCAUAUGGAAGAGGUGUACUUCAGCCUACCAACACGCCUCCGCCUCAGAGAUUCUGUAGACCCGUUCACGAUUACAGCCUCACCCACCCAGCCGAGAUAUGUGCUGAACGACCGAGGUCCUCUGUUCUUCCUGAGUUGUUUUGGUGUUGCGGUGGGGAUGGCUCUACUGUAUUACUAUGGCGAGGCCAAUGUAACAGGGGGAAGCGGGGCUCUUGGCAUGGCUGCUCUUGGACUGGGCCGACGAGCCAGAGAGGUUCUCAUAUGGUACGCUGAAGACCCCAUCAGGAAGUAGUCUGUGUGUCUCCACUACCACAGCAAAACAAGCACUCCAAAGGUGUUUCCGGACAUCCAUAACACACUACACAAAUACCCUUUUCACAUUACCAUGCCAACCUGAACCAAACUGUGCUGGUUAACUGGGCCAGUUGAUUACAGCUUGGUUUGGCUCAGUUCAGUUUGUCUCAGUGGUGUGAAAAGCCAUGGGAUUCUAACUUUGUACAUACUGUGUAUAUAGCAGUCUGUUGGCUUUAGGAAUCUUGAGAGGUUUAUUGGACAAUUUGUCAUAUAGCAACUGGUUUUCUUAUGAACUUUCAUUGUCUUCAUAAUGGUUAGAUAUUAGACAUGCAUCUUCUCUGGUGAAAGGGACUAUUAUCACACUAAUGCUCUGUUACUGAACAGCAUCUUGUCAAGAGCCAGCCUCCUUCCCUUGUUCAUUUGGUGUGGUUUGGACACCGUGUACAGAAACCAAUAAACCAGACUCACUUUAAAUGAACCUUUCUGACUGAAUGUGUUGUACUACUUGCAGUAUGCUCAGGAGAUUGACGUUAGGAAACAUCAAACGGCAAAGGAGGGUAUUUAUCAAAUAGGAUGUUUAUUUGUUUACUUGGCUUACUGAAGGAAACCAACCAAGCACUACGUUUUAUUGCAAUUUGAAUUGUAAUAUCAUCUCUGUUAUCAGGGAGGAUCUAUAAAUGGAAAACAUGAAUGAUAUAUAUAUAUAUAUAUAUAUAUUUUGUUAUCAGACACCCUUACAGUAGUGAGUGUAUACAUUUCAUACUGGUCCCCCGUGGGAAUCAAACCCACAACCCUGGUGUUGCAAGUGCCAUGCUCUACCAACUGAGACACACGCUCUACCAACUGAGCUACAACAUGUUGUUCGUCCGGUGUUUUGUCUUGGAUUAAAUGUCUACGACAUGAUGUCUUUCAAUUUGAUCAAUCCAGGUCCACUAUGCUUGUAGCUAGAUUAAUGUGUGACCCAACCAUAUCAGAGCAAUUGUAAUAUGUUCACUAGAACUAUCACAUUAUAGCGGUUGAUUACACUCUUUUUGAGUGACAAUAGUACUAAGUUACUGUUUUUGACAGUGUUCAUGUUGUUUUUAUUCCCACUGAAAAGCCCAUGUAAAGUAUUAGAUUUCAGGUCUCAGCCGUGUUUCACCUCUGUCUGUUUCUCUCUCACUUUUCUCUAAUGUUAUUAAGUGUUUUCAAAGUUCUCUCUAACACAGUGUGAAGCCAUUGUUCACUAACUUUCCUUAAUCUGUGCUUUGUUUGGUACGAGAAUAUGGUUCAUGGGGGAAGUAGAUUAUAACGGUUAUAAAGUUUUAUAGUAGGGAAAAGUAUACUAUUAGAUACACAUGUAGCCUACCUGAUAUAUAUUCAGUGUGUAGACAUAUGAGACUGUUGUCACAGCUCCAUCUACUCUGUGAGGAGAAAAUCCCAACUCCCAUUUAAGUCAUAUGGACAUCAAUGCACAGCUAAGUGGUUUUAGUGGAAGUUAUGCUUCUCCCCACAUUCUCUUCACUGCCUCAUUCUCACAAGUGCCAUCAUUAUGAUUUAUAUAAUUGUAUGACUUUUCACUAUUUACUGUUUUCAAGCCUUUCUAUGCGUGGACAAUACAAAACAAUAUCUGGACAAAUUGUUAGUUUUCAUUUACAAACUUCAUUUCAGAAUAGUACAGUUUUCUACUGCAUACAGUGCAACAAACAGGGGCUAAAAUAUGAUUUGGUCCUUCAUUUAAAAAAAAUAGAAAAUGCCUUCAAUCAUAAAAAUAUAUAUAUAUUGGCAAAGCUUAAGGUCUAAACAUGGCAUGAAAUAUUAUAUAUAUAUUUUACACAUAAAUUGUGAUGGUACAUACUGUACGUUGCAUAGAUCUGAGAUCACAUAUAAGGCAGCAGGCAAUGUCUGAAUGUCCGGUUGUAAAAUUCAAGUAACUUAACAUGAGAAUUUUGUGUAAAAAUCCACUAAUUACCAACAUUUUGCAACGCUAGAUCAGUGGUUCACAAACUCUUCACACCCCUCUUGUUAGCGGAGAGAACAUUUAGCAGGUUUAAAGCAUAUUUCCUGCAAUUCUAUACACUCGUCAAGCCUGCCCAGGGACUGUGGUUGAAAAUUAGCCGGCUGGCUAAAACCGGCACUUUUACUGAAAACGUUGAUUAAUGUGCACUGUCCCUGUAAAAAGUAACUCGACUCAACAUGAACACACAGAAUAUGUAGGAAAUGAGCUUUAAAAUGGCGGCCAUGGAGGGCGAUAUUUUUGAGAGGCAUUUAAAAGCUAAUUUCCUACAUUCUACACAUUUUGCCGUAUCUUGUGUGUGUUCAUGUGAUAGCAGAGUGACUCAAACAUUACAACAAAAUCAAUGGGCUAAAAAACACAGCAGCUGGGUCUGCAAAGUUUGAGUAUUUCUAGAACAAAGUUACCAUGACAACAGAUAUGAGAUACUUUAGUGUAUGUGGACACCCCUUCAAAUGAGUAGAUUUUGCUAUUUGUUUGCCAGUGACAGUCUCUCUCUUCUCAUUCAAAUAUUUGUUUUUAACAUAAAGUUCAGUAAAAGACCCAUGUGAUUCCAUUUGAUAUUGCGAGGGUUGUUUUGUUUGCUCAUUGCGCUGUCUAUGUGUCAGUAUAUUGUCUAUAAAAGUGGAUCCUCGUGAUUGUAUUGUUUUUCCCUUUUAGACCACAUAGGCCUAAUAAAAUACUUCAAAUGA